AUGCUUCCCUCGCAAACCGCAGCGGCGGUCCUUGGCCGGACGGCGUGGCGCAGAACGCUUCUCUCGCGGCCGCCGCGGCUCGCUUGCCCUACACGGUCGAUGUCCUUCUUCGCGCGACCGCUGCUCCGUUCCAAUACUGCCCCCAUCGCGCCGAAGCUGCGUCGAGAGACCUCCUCCAAGUCUCCUGUACCACCCAAAUCGCAGUCUCCCGCGGAAGCGAACGAUGACAAUCAAAUACGAACGAGUUCAGGGCAGAAGCCCGACGUCACGAAAGCGUCCAAUCCCUUGUCUGACCCGACCCUGCACGAAGACAUAUAUACAUUACCGAAUAUCCUCACGUUCUCCAGACUAGUGGCGGCGCCGUUCAUCGGAUAUUUUGUCUUGCAUGAUUCUCAUGCCUGGGCAGCAGGGCUGUUGGUGUAUGCCGGCGUGACGGAUCUCCUGGACGGAUGGAUUGCGCGACGAUGGAACCGCCAGACGGUUGUAGGAACAGUCAUAGACCCAAUGGCAGACAAGGUGCUCAUGACUGUCUUGACAGUGUGUCUUGCUGUCAAAGGGGCGUUGCCAGUUUGGGUGGCGAGCAUCAUUCUCGGUAGAGACGUCGGACUCGGCAUCGCGGCUAUUUACUAUCGUUGGAUAUCCCUUCCGCCUCCGAAAACAUUUGCGCGGUAUUGGGACUUUUCUCUACCCUCUGCGGAGGUCCGUCCCACCACGAUCAGCAAGUACAACACUUUUCUUCAGCUGGCCCUAGUAGGCGUGACCACGGGGGCGCCUCUUGUGCCUGUCGACUUGUCGCAGGCCUUGACCAUUAUGCAAUACGUUGUAGCCGCUACGACAGUAUGGAGCGGUGCGAGUUAUAUCUACACAAAGGAUGCGGUGAAAAUCCUCAAUGCGCCCAAGAAGAAGUCCAAGCAAUGA
Molecule: messenger RNA, 918 nt
Organism: Akanthomyces muscarius
Lineage: Eukaryota; Fungi; Ascomycota; Sordariomycetes; Hypocreales; Cordycipitaceae
Exons: 4
Coding region: 1-918 (305 amino acids)
Biological process (GO): cardiolipin biosynthetic process
Cellular component (GO): mitochondrion; membrane
Molecular function (GO): cardiolipin synthase activity
Source: RefSeq, a predicted model, not a curated record